Aspergillus ruber CBS 135680 is the source of this 1130-nucleotide messenger RNA. RefSeq names its product OPA3 family protein. The transcript has a single exon. The record is from RefSeq and is a predicted model, not a curated record. Gene Ontology annotation, cellular component: mitochondrion. Gene Ontology annotation, biological process: regulation of lipid metabolic process. Bases 189 to 920 code for a protein of 243 amino acids. NCBI's taxonomy places the organism in Eukaryota, Fungi, Ascomycota, Eurotiomycetes, Eurotiales, Aspergillaceae.
AUAGCCACCAUGUCUCUUACGCUGAAACUCUCCUCACUUGUCAUUCGGACACUGUCCAAGCCCAUUGCGGUGAGCCACACUGCCCCUCUUUUUUGGGGAGCUCAUGCUGAUCCGUGACUCUGUGACCCCAGAAUCAACUCAAAGCACAGGCCCGUGAGCAUGAACGCUUCCGACGGAUAUGCGUCUCCAUGGCGCAGUCUCUUCACCGCAUGGACAUGCGGUUACGUCUCGGUCUCUUGCGCGAUAGCACCACCGCAGAACGACGAGCAGCUGCUGAAGCCGCAGCCCGGAAACAUAAGCCCACAUCUCCGACCGUGAAAACACAAGCAGAGAGCAAAGCGGAAGAAGAGGCAAUAGCAAAAGCAAAGGCUGCGGCCACAGAAGCAGAAAAACCGGCUCCGAAGCCUCAUAUCCGCCCGCUGUCGGAGUCGAAAGCCAUUGAAUCAGGGGCGUCGUUUAUCAGCGAGUCUUUCCUGUUCAUAGUGGCCGGUGGGUUGAUUGUCUACGAGUCUCUGAGGUCCAGGAGGAAGGAGACUACACGGCGGGAAGAUGUCGAGUCUCGGUUGGUUGAGCUGGAGCAGUCGGAGAAAAAUUCCCGGAGGGCCUUGGUAGCUCUUGAAACAGAGUUGCUACAGCAAAAGGCCAAGAACGAGACUUUAUCGCUGAAGUCGCCAUCUCGGAUUCUGCCGCGUGAGGUGUGGGAGGUUGAACAAAAAGAAGAGGCCGAGGAUGCUAAAGAGGAAGGAUGGCUGUCGCAAAUUGGAUCGUAUAUUUCGUCUCUCUGGGACUCUGUGAGCAAUCCGCAGAGCUCUGCUACGCCAGAGAGUGCAGCGCCAACAUCGAAAAAGGCCUCCGACGCUCGGCCAGAGAGCUCAUCAGCUGGCCAAGCUGAUAAGGAUACCCAGCCCAAGAGUUCUUGAGGGAUUGGAUGGUCCUAUUUCCAUUCACUGAUAGAUAUAGACUUGCCUUUUCUUUGUUAUAUUAUUUGCAUGCUACCAGGAUACCCUACUCUUUUGCAAAGAAACAUACGAAGUGUGGAUGCCGCGUUAUUCGGACCACGCCCGUGUAUGUACUUUAUGUGUAUAUAAAACUCUCCUACUCCAUUGAGAAUAUAACUGCAUCAACGAACA